GAAUUCGUUAAUGAUCCUAAAAUGGAGGAUGUAGAAGAAAUUGUACUUUCUUAUACGUUCUUUGAAGCGAAAGAAGGGAUGAAAUUACCUAUGCCAAAUUUUAUGAAACAAUGAUAAAGAUUAUGAUAAAAGAUGUAUUGUCCUGGUACUGAAAGUAAUGAUGCAGGAAAGUCAUCUAUAUGUGCUGGUUGCCCAAAUAAAACAAUAUGUGCAUCUGGUAUUACCAGACAAUCGGAUUCUAAUAUAGAUCUAAUUAAAGAAAGACUUUCUACGGUUAAAAAUAAACUAUUGGUAUUAUCUGGUAAAGGUGGUGUUGGUAAAAGUACUAUAACAUCAUUGAUAUCCAGAUUUUUGGCAUUAAAUAAUCCUGAUAUAAAUGUUGCGAUAUUAGAUAUUGAUAUUUGUGGACCAUCGCAACCAAGAGUGUUAGGUGUAAUAGGAGAACAAGUUCAUCAAAGUGGAUCAGGAUGGUCUCCAGUGUAUAUAGAAGACAAUUUGUCGCUAAUGUCUAUUGGAUUUUUACUUGCGAAUCCAAGUGAUGCGGUGAUAUGGAGAGGGCCCAAAAAAAAUGGAAUGAUUAGACAAUUUUUAUCAGAAGUAGAUUGGGGGACGUUGGAUUAUCUUAUUUUAGAUACCCCUCCUGGUACAUCGGAUGAGCAUUUAUCUGCAACUUUAUAUCUUAAAAAUGUUGGGAUUACAGGAGCAAUAAUAGUAACAACUCCGCAACAGGUUGCUUUAUUAGAUGUAAGGAAAGAGAUUGAUUUUUGUAGAAAAGCGAAUAUACCGAUAUUAGGUGUUAUUGAAAAUAUGAAUAUUUUUGUAUGUCCUAAGUGUAAGAAUUCUGAGGAAAUAUUUCCAGCAUUAACGGGUGGUGGCUAUGCAAUGGCUAAAGAAUUGAAUAUAGAAUUUUUAGGUUCUCUACCAUUAGAUCCGCUUUUAGCUAGAUGUUGUGAUGAGGGUAAAAAUUUUCUAACGGAAUUUCCACAAUCGCCAACUAUUUUUACAUUACAGACAAUUGUUCAAAAAAUAAUCGAACAAUGUGAAAAAAUGAAAAGUGAUUGUGAAAUUGAUAUUACUUGAAGAAUAAUAAUAAUGCGAUCUUUAUAAUAGAAAAAAAUGUAUAUCAAGAUACUUUACAAAUUGGUCAAAACUUAAUCUAAUUAAUUAACGUCUGAAAUUGUAUGUGGUUUUCUUUUUAUAUAAAUCAGAUUCUUCUUCGGAAACUUGUUUAUAUUAAUACUUGUGCAAUACUAUACCAUUUUUUUAAGUCAUUUCAUUUUUUUAACGUUUUAAAAGAUUUAAUUUUUUCUUACGAUUUUUUGCAUAAUAUCUGAAUUGUUUUAUGAAGAUAUUCUUCAUAAAUUUUGACGAAUAAUGGAAAUAACGAUGAUCGGUUAAGUCGGUUAGCGAGACAAAAUUCUGAGACAAAAUUAAAAUAUAUAUAAUAUGUAAAAAAUUUAAAACAUUUUCUUUUUCUUUUUUCUUUUAUCUGACAUUUUUGAAAAUGGAAAUUUUAUGUAUUUAUUAAAUUUAAUAAACAUGUUUGAUUCUUUCAUCUUUCAUUAUUGUACAUUUUACAUGAAUAUAUGUGAUAAGAUACAUAUCCA
Molecule: messenger RNA, 1607 nt
Organism: Apis mellifera (honey bee)
Lineage: Eukaryota; Metazoa; Arthropoda; Insecta; Hymenoptera; Apidae
Gene: Nubp1
Product: cytosolic Fe-S cluster assembly factor NUBP1 homolog
Exons: 7
Coding region: 133-1080 (315 amino acids)
Biological process (GO): iron-sulfur cluster assembly
Cellular component (GO): cytosol
Molecular function (GO): ATP-dependent FeS chaperone activity; ATP binding; 4 iron, 4 sulfur cluster binding
Source: RefSeq, a predicted model, not a curated record